UGUUGCAUCUGUCACAUUGCACGAAAGCAAAACCACUCUUCAAGAGUAGCUAGUCUGCUUAGUCUGCUGCAAAUCUAGCUAAAAGGACAAAUCGACUAGAGGUUGUGUGGGAUUUGGUGCAAGUCGCAGGAUGGUUAAGCAAAAGAUUGUCCUCAAGUUGGCUCUGGAUGAUGAGAGGAAGAGGAGGAAGGCCUUCAAGGCUGCCGUUGGCAUGUCAGGCGUGACAUCCGCGGCGAUGGAGGGGGAAAAGAUCAUCAUCGUUGGGGAUGGCGUCGACCCGAUCUCGCUGACGACGAUGCUCCGGCGCAGCCUAGGCUACGCAGAGCUCCUCAGCGUGUCCUCCGGCGACGACAAGAAGAAGGACGGCUACGGCGCCGCCUACGGGUACGGCGCCGGCGAGAAGAAGAAGGACGGCUAUGGAUACGGCGGCGACGGCGGCGGGAGCUUUGGCGGCAAGGAGGGUGGCGGUUCCAAAGGUGGCGGCGGCGGCGGCUACUCUCAAAACGCGGCUGCGCCGAUCACGUACCCCGCGUAUCAGCAGUACAACGCCAUGCCGUCCUACCCGGUUUACUCCUCCUACCCUGCUCCUCCUGCUUAUCAGCAUCAAGAACAGAAUCCUGGCUGCAGCAUUAUGUAGUAGCAUAGUUGUUAGUUAAGGAGAGAUGAUGAGUCGGCGAGAGAUCAGGAGAGUUGCGAGCUGUGUUCAGGCCAUGAUUGAUGGCCUGACCCAGAAGUUGGCUGAGAGAGGAGAGCGAUGUUGGCUGCCUGAGCACUGAGCAGUACGCAUGUACAGUACAGGUUGGUUGGAUCAGCAAUGGUGGUUUGGAGCGUAGUAACAGAUUGUACAGGAGGAAUGAAUAAAAGGAAACUCAGGGUAUCUUUUUUUGAGG
This is a messenger RNA of Triticum dicoccoides, 890 nucleotides long. Its product is annotated as keratin, type II cytoskeletal 1-like. Lineage: Eukaryota; Viridiplantae; Streptophyta; Magnoliopsida; Poales; Poaceae. The transcript is spliced from 3 exons. Bases 131 to 637 code for a protein of 168 amino acids. The record is from RefSeq and is a predicted model, not a curated record.